UUAUAUUUAAAUAAUUUAUCAUCUCGAAAUCUAAAUAAAAAAGAUAUAAUGGUUAAAUCAAAGAAAAAAAAUAAAUUUCAAUUGAAUGCUAGUACUGAUGAUGACGACAACAACAAUGAUAUUCCAAUUAAAAAUUUACCGAAAAAGUGUUUAACAAUGAAAGUUAAUAGCGGAAGUAAAAUUCGUAAUGUAUUGAAAUAUUCACUCAAUAAUUUUUCGAAAUUUGAUGGUAUCAUAUGGUCUGGUGCUGGACAAGCUGUUGGUAAAGUAAUAUCAUGUUCAGAAAUAUUUAAAACAAAAAAUAAAGGGCUUCAUCAAAUUACAAAACUUCGAUUUAUUGCAUCGAAAAAAAAUAAAAAUGAUGACACAAUUGCUCGACAAGUACCAGAAAUAUUUAUUUUUCUAUCAAAAAAUCAACUCGAUAAAACGGAAACUGGAUAUCAAGGACCAGAUGACAUAGGCAUGUUCCAGAAUUCAAAGGACAAUGUCGAGUUAAUUCAACAACAGGAUCAAGGUCAAGAAAUGACAAAUAUAAAUUCAACAAUUAAUGCUGAAGAAUUUGAAGAAAUGGGGUUAAGAAUGAAUUUAAAAAGAUCAAGACAAGAACGUAAUUCAAAAAUAAAUAUAAAA
This is a messenger RNA of Aphidius gifuensis, 630 nucleotides long. RefSeq names its product ribonuclease P protein subunit p25-like protein (gene Rpp25). The transcript has 4 exons. Gene Ontology annotation, biological process: tRNA 5'-leader removal. The record is from RefSeq and is a predicted model, not a curated record. Gene Ontology annotation, molecular function: RNA binding. NCBI's taxonomy places the organism in Eukaryota, Metazoa, Arthropoda, Insecta, Hymenoptera, Braconidae. The annotation marks the transcript as partial. Gene Ontology annotation, cellular component: ribonuclease MRP complex.